Molecule: messenger RNA, 2212 nt
Organism: Gasterosteus aculeatus aculeatus (three-spined stickleback)
Lineage: Eukaryota; Metazoa; Chordata; Actinopteri; Perciformes; Gasterosteidae
Biological process (GO): regulation of immune system process; regulation of cytokine production; negative regulation of transcription by RNA polymerase II
Cellular component (GO): nucleoplasm
Molecular function (GO): RNA polymerase II cis-regulatory region sequence-specific DNA binding; DNA-binding transcription repressor activity, RNA polymerase II-specific
Source: RefSeq, a predicted model, not a curated record
UGUAGGCGUCCUUCUUCCGGCUUUCACCGGAUAUGGAAGCGCUCGCUUAGCGGGCGCCAUCAACAACAUGACGGUGCCGCUUCAAAUCUGAAAUUUUAAGGGAUUCUCUCUUUUUUAAUGUGCUUCGUCCCGGCGUGAAGGUUGACGUUGACACCGUCGUUCUACGCCCAGUUAAAGUUACGUUACCCCGGACAACCCGCCGGGAUCCAUCAAAUGGUUUCUUCGUUCCUCUGUGCUGCAGGCGGCAGUUGUUGGGUCGGUGGACAGAGACCGGCCAGAGGAUUGCCCUGACCUGCUCAUUAUGUCUGAAGACUUGAGCAGCGAUGAAGAAUGGUGUGCAUCCGCUGAGAGGAAGCACAUUGAUGCACACCGAAAGGCCAAAUGUUGGGAAUGUGGCAAAACAUUUGGCAAAAUUAAAAGCUUGAUGUUGCACUACAAAAGCCACAACGUAAAAGCCACCUGCCACAUCUGCAAAGUUAACUUCCGACGUCUGACGUCUCUCUCCAUCCACCUGGAUAAUGUACACUUGCCACCCUUUUGCAAAAAGUGCAACCAGUAUUUCAGUAGCUCGUGGGAAUUGAACAAUCACGUGGAGACACAGUGCAUCGGCUCGCCAAUCAAAACACCUCCUCUUCUGAUGUCCGGGCCCAUGUGUCAGAGUCAGAACAGUGACAACCUUCCUAUUGACGAGACUGCGCAGCAUAAAACAAAGUCACUGCAACGUGACACGGCGUCGGAGCCGAGGCCUCCGCAAAGCGCUGAGAUGAAGCCUGAGAAAGCUGAGGCAUCUGAUAGCAAUUUAGAUUAUGUACUGGGUGCAGAGGAUAAAGAUUUUCACAUGGAAAACGACAGUGAGAAAGCAGAUGACUCAUCGAGCACUGAAUCUGAAGACGAAGAUACACCCUCAAAAUCUGCAGACUUGUGUUCAGAGGAUCCAGAAUCUGAUGGUGACUCGAGUUCAUCCAAUUCUUCCAGUGACUCUUCUCACAGUUCGCACUCUAAACCCCCCCCGGCAGCUCUCCCUAGUGUUGAUAGCUCAAUAUGUGCUGCGUGUGGCAGAGGGCCAUUUCGGUCAAUGAAGCUACAUUUACUGCACUGUAGUGGUAUACGGGUCAAAUAUCAGUGUUCAGUGUGCAAGAAGCUGUUCCUAACCGAGGUGUCUGUUAAGGAACACUACAUGCCUUUGUAUUCUUGUGAAAUCUGUAGCCAAGUUUUUCCUUAUGAGAGCUCGUACCAAUACCACCAGUGUCCCAAGGGAGCCAAAUCCCCCCUGGUCCUCUUUUGUCCAGAGUCAAUGCCGCAAGCGUGUCACAUAUGUAAAUCCUUUUUCACCUCUGAGAAAACGUUGUUAAACCACGUGACUAAAGUUCACACAUCAGUGGUCAGCACCAAGGUGUGUAUCAUUACCAACCCAUCAGCAUUGACCGAUACAAACGUUUCCCCCUGUGUCCUCAGGACAGCAACCACGGUAGUGGACAGCAAUCCAAAGGAGGUCUUUCAGGUCAUGCAUGGGCAGUUCCGUGCUGGCCAAACCUACGUAGGGUCUCUAGCCACUGUUGUGAAAUCCAGCCCUCCCCCUGUCUCGACCUCCUCCCAUGCAGACCGACCACAUGCCACUAUAAGCACGGCGCCUGUUAGAUCGGGGAAACGCCGCGCCCAAAGUCCAAAGAACCGGCCUUUAAGCAGUCGGCCCGCCCCUUCAUUUGUCCUUCCCGAAGCCGCUGACUCAACGGCAGCCGCCGCGGCCUCCCCUCCCGUCACGCCGCCGUCGCCCACGAUUAUGGCCUUGUUUAAGAACGACAGCCACAACGCGGCUCUGAUGAAACGCAUGAACGCCGGCUGGCGUUCCAAGACCCCUUACCCCUGCAGGCAGUGUGGCGCCAUCCUGCGGCAGCCCUCUUUCAUCAUCAGCCACCGCUACCUCCACAAAGGCCGCCGCUCACACAAGUGCCAGUGCGGAAGAGCUUUCAAGAACCUGCUGCACCUGCUGCGACACUGCGUGCAGCACGCGGAGACUGUGAGCUACAUCUGCGUCGGCUGCGGGGAGUCUUUCGCGGGAGCCAAGCACUUUGCUGAGCACACCGAGGACAGGUCACAGAGGAGAUCCUUUUCUGGACAUACUUGGAAACGUAAAGUUAAGAGAGAGUGCAGAUGCUUUUACAUGUGACUGCGGGCAGCGCUUUUUAGGUCCUCGGCUUUCAUUGGCAUCAAC